This is a messenger RNA of Cladophialophora psammophila CBS 110553, 879 nucleotides long. RefSeq lists its product as uncharacterized. The transcript is spliced from 2 exons. Gene Ontology annotation, cellular component: SNARE complex; vacuolar membrane. Gene Ontology annotation, biological process: intracellular protein transport; SNARE complex disassembly. Gene Ontology annotation, molecular function: syntaxin binding; soluble NSF attachment protein activity. The coding region runs from base 1 to 879 and encodes 292 amino acids. The record is from RefSeq and is a predicted model, not a curated record. NCBI's taxonomy places the organism in Eukaryota, Fungi, Ascomycota, Eurotiomycetes, Chaetothyriales, Herpotrichiellaceae.
AUGGCUCAAGAUCCCCGAGCAUUACUCCAGAAAGCCGACAAAGCCAUCCAAGGCGCCUCGGGUGGAUUCAGUCUAUUUGGUGGACGAGCGGAAAAAUGGGAGAACGCUGCGGACCUCUAUACACAAGCCGCAAAUGCCUUUAGGGUACAGAAGCAGAAUCUGGAAGCUGGCCAGGCCUUUGAGAAGGCCGCCUCAAUCCAACAAUCCAAACUGAAUGAACCGGAUGACAUGGCCAACACCCUCACCGAAGCCUUCAAAGUCUACCGUAAAGACUCUCCCCAAGACGCCGCCCGCGUCCUCACCACCGCCAUACAACACUAUACCGCGAAGGGCAACUUCCGCCGUGCGGCCACGCAUCAACAAAACCUCGCUGAAGUGUAUGAGAUGGAGAUCGGCGAUCAGAAAAAAGCCUUGGAGGCGUAUGACACCGCUGCACAGUGGUACGAAAGCGACAACGCGGAGGCGUUGGCCAAUAAACUGUACUUGAAAGUUGCGGACCUGGCGGCCCUGGAAGGGGAUUAUCAGAAUGCGAUCAACAAACUCGAAGCCGUGGCGAAGUCGAGCUUAAACAAUAAUCUCAUGCGCUGGAGCGUGAAGGACUACUUUCUGAAAGCCGGCAUAUGCUAUCUCGCCGCAGGCGAUCAAGUGGCUACCAAGAGAGCAUUGGAGCACUAUCGCGAGUUGGACGGCAGUUUUGCAAGCACGAGGGAGAAUAUGUUACUAACGGACCUCGUCGGGUGCGUGGAAGAAGGGGACCAGGAAGCUUUCUCGGACAAGUUGUUCCAGUUCGAUUCAUUGAGCAAGCUGGACAAGUGGAAGACGACCCUGCUUCUGAGGGUUAAGAAUGCGAUUGAGAAGGAAGAGGAAGACUUCUCGUAA